Osmia bicornis bicornis is the source of this 4672-nucleotide messenger RNA. RefSeq lists its product as uncharacterized. Gene Ontology annotation, biological process: establishment of epithelial cell polarity. The transcript has 4 exons. The coding region runs from base 90 to 2321 and encodes 743 amino acids. NCBI's taxonomy places the organism in Eukaryota, Metazoa, Arthropoda, Insecta, Hymenoptera, Megachilidae. The record is from RefSeq and is a predicted model, not a curated record.
UUGUAAACGUAUGAGAUACGUCUCGAUUAUAUAAACAUUCCAGUUCAAAAUACGUGUAGUGGAAAUUAUCGUUAUAUUUCGCCAAUAAUAUGGUGAUGGCAGGGAACGAUAGCACUCCUGGAUCUUUAGCAGAAGAUUCAUUGUCCACAAGAUUACAAUGGCUUUGUCAACGUCGAGAAGCACUACAAGAAAAAUUAGCUCAAAAAAAUAAUGAACUUAAAAAUCUAUGCGUAGAGGAAGCGGAAUUGACUGGUGUUUUACCACCAGAAAUUCCAUUAGAACCUGGAGAAAGCCCACCAGUAUUUCGUAAAAGAGUUGGGACAGCAUUUACGUACCCACAGAAUUUAAUUAACAAGCUAAAAACAAAUGAAGUUGAAGAAUCUGCUCUGGAACUAGAACGACAAGUUCAAAUUGGUAUAGUGGAGGCUGCAUUAGGAAUUGUAAAUGACCCUGCCGAAAGUAAAGCAGUUCGCCGUAAACAUAGACUUGUUUAUCAACAGAGUCAGCGUAGGCUUCAAGAGUUGGAAGCUAGACUGAAUUUUAUAAGACAGAGUCGCAGUAAAGUGCAUAAUCCAACACAGUCCCAACAUUCUAGCAUUUCUACUACCCAAUCACAUUUGCAUACCAACGUAAAGCAUAGAACAAAGAAACCUCGUCCACCGCUAGACAGUACAGUAAAUGAUGUAAAUAUGAAAGUCACAAGAGGAUUGCUUCAAGAGGGUGGUAUAAGCUUAAGCCCAUUGGGAUCAGAAGAUAAGUGUAACACAUAUCCUGGUCAUGGGUAUGAUGAUCAGUCACUGAUACCUAAUACAUAUAAUCAUACUCAUAAUCAUAAUCAUAUUAGUACAUAUUGCUCUGCGAUUCCUGAUCAAAGGCAGAAUAUUAAAAUAAUUGAACAUGACCAUAACGAUAAUCAAAAUGUUUACAUAUUACCUGACCAAUAUCGUACGCGUACGUAUUCACAUGGAAGCGGUGGUUCGCGUAAUCAAAAUCAUUAUCAAGAUAACGAACGAAUAUAUCGUCCUGUACCAAAUACAUAUACCGAGGACGAACGUCAAUUACGAUAUCGCCAGUUUCAACAGCAACAAUUACAAGAUCAAAUACAUAAUUAUCAGCAAUAUUCUGACUAUAAACACUUGGACAAUGAUGUUCAGCGAAGAUCGAGUCAAGAAUAUUAUGAAAGAGAUUUUCGUACAUUACAUUAUACGCAUCUACCAGAAUUCCCAGUAUAUCAUAAAAAUAAUUCUCAACUGCAACCUUUACUUAGACGAGAUCGUGAUUCUAGUGGAAAUAAGAAUGUACGAUAUGUGGAUUCACCUAGUGAGCCACAAAUGCCCUCAGGUUAUUGGAUGCGAUGUGACGAUGAAAUUGUUUGGUGCCCGGAUGAUCAAUCUGCUUCAGAUAGAUUCGGUAGUUUGGAUCGAAGGAAACGCAAUGCUGUACAACAUACUGGUAGUAUUGGAACCGACAUGCAACCUCGAUAUCGUACAGUAGCUGUAGGAUGCACUAAAAACUCUCCUUAUAUCGCGCCUCAUCAAAAUGCCUCUGUUCAUUUGCUUCCGCUGUCGGAGCAACCAUCAACGAACAAGAUGUUACUUCGUACGCAAUCAUUGGGGAGCGUGGAGAAAUGGCAUUCAAACCAUUUACACGAAUUGCAUGAUGGUAAGGAUACAACAGAUAAUGUUAGUCGCAAAGGAAGAGAAAAAGAAUGGUAUGAAACUUGUUUGGAUUCACGUACAAGUCCAGGAUUAGAUACUAAUUUAAUAUCAUCACAUAAAAGCAUGCACUACCAAUCUACUCUUCCCGUAUGCUCUAAAGCGCCUUUGAGCAACAAAUGCGACGAUGGAAGAAGUAAUUACCUAGCUGCGAUGAAUCAUCGUAAAACUGAUGUAUUAAUGACUGAUAAUGAACAGCAUUUACAACCAUUGUCACCUCGUUACGAAUCAACACGAAAGAAAGUACUUGAAAUUCCAGCUGAAUCAAAGCCGCCACAAGAAACAAGCGAAGAUACGAUAAUAUUGGGAUCAGCUCAGAACUGUACAAUUGUCCAAGCUGGGAAAUAUCAACCAUACAGAGAAGUUACAAAACCUUUUGAAAUGUCUGACUUUUAUAAAUAUUCUACUAAAUUUCGCAAAAGGAACGAAAUGAACGGACAAAGUGCUUCAAAUGAAAUUCAAGAUGAUUCUCGAGAAACAAAUGAUGCAGAACCUGAUACUUCAAAUACCAUACAUAAUGGAUCAGUUGCUGGUUCAGUACAAAAAAGAAUCUAUCAACCAGUUCAACGAAUGACAUGCCAGCCUUAUCUUGCAUCAUUGAGAUAAUUUUUUGUUCGCAUAUAGAUUAUGAUAAAUUUAAACAAAUAAGGUAAACCAGGUCAGAUAGGCUGGACCUGUCUAGAAAAAUAUUUCUAAUCUACUUUUAAUUUGUAACAGACUGAGAUAUGAUAUACUAAUAGAAACAAUUUCUAUUAUAGCAACAGAUGUGGUCAACAGAAUUUCAUGACAUUGUAAUGCAAUUUUUUUUUUUUUAUUUCUUGGUCCAGUUGAAAAGUAAUUAAUUCAGUACUGCUAAAUAGUCGCAGUAUUGUUAAAAAAGCGUAUAAUUGUAUACACGUUAAGUAAGAUGUUACAUCUUAUAGAAAAUUUAAUUGAGUGGCAGUUAAACGUAGCUUAAAUAUUAAUUCAGUGUUGAAGUUUAACUAGUGCCUUAUUUUGAUUCAAAAUUACUACUAAAGUUAUACAAAAUUGUUUACAAACUAAACGUAUAUGUACGUUGAAUUUAUAAAUAACGAAUUAUUAGAACGUUGUGCGUUGUGAACGCAAAACUAACUUAAAAACUUUUUUGUUAUUUUAAAACUAAGCUGAAUAUAUGAUAUACAUAUAGUCGCAAUCUGAUAAAAAUGUACCAAAAUGCUUUGAUUCGUAACAUAGAGAAUUAAUAUUUUUAUAACUGAUUUUAUAGAAUAUUUACAUAGAAAAUAAAAGAAUAAAGUUGCUGAAGUAUGAAGCACUGAGAAAUAAAAAGUACACCCAUAGAUUAGGUACUAAUAAUAAGAAUAGUUCUUUGGAUCAUAUAUUUUAAUAUAUUAUAUAUUCAUGGAAAUAGUUUUUUACUAUUUUGCAUCAUCUAAAAUAGAUGGUAAGAAAACGCUAAAUUUCAUUAAUUUGAACAUUUCCAACUUUAAGCGCCAAAGAUUCGAAUGAUGUUUCAUGAUGCUUUGGUUAAAAAUGUUUUGUAUUUAUUUAAAUAGAAUUUAUACGUGUUUCGAACAGUAUAAUGAAAUUUAUAUUCAGUUCAAUGAUAUGUUCAUGAAUGUACAUUCAUCUUAAUUUUACUAAUUUUACUUUAAGCUGAACAUUUAUUUCGAUUAAAAUUUAUUUUCCAGAACUAGAAGUAAUGUAUAUUAAAGUUAAUGAUUAAUUUAUACCAACGAUAUGAACUCAUAACAAAAAUAAAUGAUUCACGCUUUAGUUAAUAUCUAUCAUCCAUUAGGUAUGUUUUUUUAUAACGUUACAAUGUAAAACGUUAAAGCUAAAUAAAAGUUCGAUUUAAUUUAUCGGGUAAUACAUUCUUCAUAUUAUUUAAUCUUAUCUUUGUCGCUAUAAUAAUGUUUCUAUUAUGUUUUGAGAAACUAAUAAAAAAAAUCAGAUUCAAAAAAAUUAAUUUUUAUGCUAUUAUGGACUAGACUUGUAACAAAAACUCCUAUUGUCCUUAUCGGUAGCACCUAAUGUUUCGAAUUAAAUUUUUAGUUUACAUGAAACUUUUUAAAACUAUGGUUUAUGUAAUAUAUACAGGGUAUUCAACUAAGGAUGGGCAUCCUUUGAGAUGGUGACACCUGGGGCGAUUCUGAAUAACAUUUUCUUUUGGUAAAGGAAAACAUUGUUCAGAAUCACCCGACCUGCCAUCUCCUUAAAGGAUGCUUAUCCGUAGCCGAACACCCUGUAUAUUUUGGUAAACUAUAUAUUAGCAAAUAUUAAAAUAAAAACAAGAUUACUAUACAAUAUUUUUUCAUAUAUUGUUUUAUGAAUUGUAAAGAUCCAUUACAUCCUACCAAUAAACAUUUAAAACAAUGACAUGUACAUUCAACAAUUAACAAACACAUAAAACUUUUUGUAUAUAUUUACCUUCAAGUUUUCACAAAAAUUAAACAUAAAACAUAUCGAUUUAGGGGCAGAUUAAAAUUCGAAAACAUAUUUGUAAAGUAGAUGAGACGAAAGGUGUAUUGUUGUCCACAGUUUACAUAACAAUAUUUAAUAUAAAAAAUAAAAACAGUAAAUAUUAUAUAACAUGGAAAUUAAAUUUUGAAUUGUAGUAAUUGUAGUCUUACUUAACAGCAUUUAUCAAUAUGGUAGGAAGUAAUGGUUAAAAAUCAGUUACGUCUAAAAUGGGUAUUAUAUAUCUACUAUUGAUCAAGCAAUUUCAUCUUAAAAAUUUAUAUCUAAUGCAAUCACUCACAAAUCAUAUAAAAAUUCUAAUUUUAUAUAGUCGUAUAGUGCAAUUGCAAGUAUGUAUAUGUUAUUUGUUUCAACAACAAACUAUUUCAGUUUCUAUUUUACAACUGCACUUUACAAAAUAAAUUAAUAUUGGACUUAUAGUCAGAUCCAUUGGCACUCUAUACCUAUUUCAUUAUAUGUAUGGUGCUAAAUAAAAAUACGCUUUUAAAUUCACAAUA